Scomber japonicus (chub mackerel) is the source of this 3584-nucleotide messenger RNA. It is a transcript of the gene slc19a1, whose product is annotated as solute carrier family 19 member 1. Bases 412 to 2034 code for a protein of 540 amino acids. Gene Ontology annotation, biological process: folate transmembrane transport. Gene Ontology annotation, cellular component: basolateral plasma membrane; plasma membrane; apical plasma membrane. Gene Ontology annotation, molecular function: folic acid binding; folate:monoatomic anion antiporter activity. The transcript has 6 exons. NCBI's taxonomy places the organism in Eukaryota, Metazoa, Chordata, Actinopteri, Scombriformes, Scombridae. The record is from RefSeq and is a predicted model, not a curated record.
AGACGUCAGCGCGAAGAAGCACCCGUCAAUCAGAUGGAGCGCACGAGGUUAACAAUGACACCAGACCCAGCUGCAGGAUAACUCGCUGUCGGACAUUGUCACAGUGUGGAAUGGAGCAAAGGUCAACGUUUUCUCUUACAUGCGAGUGACAGCAUGUAGCACUUUAACUACCUUGUUAAAUGUUUCAUUUUCACCAUCUCAGUGUUCUCUGGCAUGGAGAGGCAGAAGAGUUGAGAGGAAACCACAGUUUCAUUAAAGCACCCAGAGCAAUUGGGUUCUAGCAUUUCUUUCUUUCAUCCAAAAAAAGGAAUUUGGCAGCUUUUUGCAUCAAAACAAGCCCUCACAUGGUGAUUUGACACCGCAAAAAGUUACACUCUGCAUCAGAGAGUGGCCCACAAGCCAGCUGACAAAAUGGUAGCAGAUAACACAGGGGGCAAUGGGGACCAGUCCGAGGAGGAGAAAGAGAUGGACCAGACGGAGCAUGCAUCUGAAGACAACGGUGGACAAGAAAAUGGAGACAUAGAGAUGGCUGUCUCUGCUUCAGAGAUGCCGUCUCCCUCUGAUGGGACCCCUGACGAAGUAAAGGAGCCAGAGAAACUGAAAUGGGCUGUGAUAUUCUUGUGUUUCUAUGGGUUUAUGGCAUCGAUAAAGCCCGGGGAACCCUUCAUUACACCAUAUCUACUCAGUCCUGAGAAGAACUUCACCAGGCAGCAGGUGACCAAUGAGAUCACUCCAGUGCUAACGUACUCCUACAUGGCCGUGCUGGUGCCGGCCUUCCUUCUGACCGAUCUUCUACGCUACAAGCCCGUACUGAUCAUGCAGGGCAUCAGCCAGGUGGCCAUAUGGCUCAUUCUGCUCCUGGGCACCUCCCUCAUCGAGAUGCAGUUCAUGGAGUUCUUCUACGGCAUCACCAUGGCGUGCCGUGUUGCGUAUUCCUCCUACAUCUUCUCCCUGGUCAGCCCGGCCCUCUACCAGCGAGUGGCCGGCUAUUCGCGCUCCUCAGUUCUCUUGGGGGUGUUCACCAGCUCUGUGCUGGGUCAGCUGUGCAUGUCCUUCGGCAACAUCAGCUUCUACACUCUUAACGCCAUAUCUUUGGGUUUCGUCAGCUUUGGUCUGCUGCUCUCUCUGUGCCUGCCGUGGCCCAAACGCUCCUUGUUUUUCAACCGCAAUCAGGGGCAGAAGGAACUGACCACCUUGGUAGCCAACAAGUCCGAACUGGACAAAAUGAACCCAAAAGAAGGCGUCUUGUCUUCGGCAGCGCCCCCGUGCUCUGCGUUGCGCUGGAAGGAUUCUGUAUUAUUGCAGAUGCUGCUGGAGGUGAGAAACGUUUUGAAGAAGCCCAACCUGAGGUUGUGGUCCCUGUGGUGGGUAUUCAACUCCGCAGGGUACUACCUGGUGCUGUUCUACGUUCACAUCCUGUGGAACAAAGUCUAUGCGGCCACUGAGAACAAGAAUGUUUACAACGGGGGAGUGGAGGCAGCUUCUACCCUACUGAGUGCUGCGACUUCCUUUGCAGCAGGCUUUGUGAAAAUUCGGUGGAAUGUCUGGUCCGAGCUGGUCAUCUGUGUCAUCACAUCAGUGCAGGCGGCUCUGCUGCUCCUCAUGGUGCAGGAGACAACGGGCAUUUGGGGGUGCUACAUCUCUUACGUCCUCUUCAGAAGCUUCUAUCAGUUCCUGGUGCCUAUUGCCACUUUCCAGAUAGCCUCGUCACUCACCAAGGAGCUGUGUGCCCUGGUGUUCGGCAUCAACACCUUCUUGGCGGUCAUACUAAAGAGCAUCAUCAUCCUGAUAUUUUCUGACAAGAGGGGCAUGGGGUUGGAAGUGCACUCACAGUUCCUGGUCUACUUCGUUUACUUGGCUGUGCUUUCUGUCGUCUACCUUGUUUGCGCUGUCGUGGUCAUCACCCGUCACUAUAGAAACCAACCCAAUGGAGGAGGUGGGACCAAUGAUCAGACCACGCCCACAGAGCUCAGUCCUGUGGCUGCUAAUUCGGAGGAGGAACCUUUGUCAAACGGCAAAAGUGCCAAGGCAUAAGAACUAGGAACAUGUCUUGCCUUAAACAACCUCUACAUCAACAUCUUAUCUUAUCGUUGACCCCGGUUUAGUCUACUUAGCUUUUCCGACACAGUGGGAUGAAUCAUUUUAACCCUCUGAUGUUGAUGGAGAGGUUUGUCCAGUGUUAGCUGCUGAAUCACAGAAGUGCCUCGUUUGCUGCAUUAAGCUCCUACAGGCUGGAGGUGUUUUGUAUUUGUUUUGAUUGAUCAUUGCACAAAAGAAAAGAAGUAAAUUCUUCUUUUUUUAUUUAAUGCAAAAACAGUAAAUGGCACUAUGUUUUAGUAUUGUGGAGAAUCAUAUUGACUAUUGAGCGGGACCAUUAAUGUGAUGGCUGGAGUUUAGCUUGUUUUGUAUGUACAGGAAACAAAGAAGAGUAAUUUCAGUUGUCAGUAGGUGCAGAAACUACAUGCUGAACUGUCCUGGUUCAGUGACAGUGUUUUUCCCCUUCAAACAAAGACUCAUGAUUACUAUGUGAUCUCUAAAAAAUUACUUUAGUCUGCAUUUUCAGGGUCGACACUUUUUAGUUUUCUUAUCCACCCUCCUGUUGUACUUAAUGUUACAGCUCGAUUAUUGUAUGUUGGUGUCAUCUGAAAAGAAUUUGACCAUAUCAGUAUAAUUGCUUUUUUUUCUCUGUGUUGAUAAUCAAAUGUUCACAUUUCACUUUGUUAUAAAAUCAGAUUAUUUUUCCAUCGGUUCAUUUGAGCAGGUAAACUGCACUUUGUAUGCAGUUUGUCAUUUAUGGCACUUUUCCACUACACAGUUCCAGCACGACUCGGGUAAAACAGAUAAUCAAUGGAGGACAUGGAGGCGAUGGUGUACUUGCUGCUGUAUUCUCUUGCUUUCUGUCACACACAAAGCAAGAGAAGAGAGCUGUAUGGCUGUUACACUGUUGCUGGUAUUUAAAAAUGUCGGGUUUGAUUCUUGUGUGGGACGGCUCGUGACUCUUCUGACAACUCCUUCCGACAACUCUUCUGACCAAUCAGCGGCCAGCAGUCUGUCGACGUCACAUUUUAGUAUCGGCUCGGCUCGCUUGGAACCUCAGCAGAGCAGGUACUAAAAAAGUACCAGGUACCAGGUACUAUGCCUAGUGGAAACACAACAACAAACCAAGUCGUGCUGGAACUGUGUAGUGAAAAAGCACCAUUAGUGUGGCUAAUUAUAAAUGAUUGUAUUCUUGCUGUAACACUGUUAAAGUUCAUGUUUUGCUCAUUGGAAACUAGUUGUAAUGUAUUUGAUACAUUCCAACUGGCUGCAGAAAGUGAUGCUUAGGUGAAGUAAUGUUUAAGGACGCUUUUAUGCACAUGUAUGCUGGUUAUGUAAAAAUGUGAUAUUUCUACUUACUGUUUAUUUAUCAACAGUAUCAAAUGAUCAGUCACCAGGACGUUUGUUGACUUUGUUUUAGGUUAAAGGACGUCUACUUUUAUGUUCAUCAAAAACUGUCAGAAGCAUUUGUGUUGGUCUUUUAGACAAUUAUAGGAAUCCAAUUUUACUUGAUGUAACAGGAGCUACAGUGCAAACAUUCAGGUUUU